Molecule: messenger RNA, 2035 nt
Organism: Cyprinodon variegatus (sheepshead minnow)
Lineage: Eukaryota; Metazoa; Chordata; Actinopteri; Cyprinodontiformes; Cyprinodontidae
Gene: fdft1
Product: farnesyl-diphosphate farnesyltransferase 1
Exons: 8
Coding region: 119-1372 (417 amino acids)
Biological process (GO): farnesyl diphosphate metabolic process; cholesterol biosynthetic process
Cellular component (GO): endoplasmic reticulum membrane
Molecular function (GO): squalene synthase [NAD(P)H] activity
Source: RefSeq, a predicted model, not a curated record
CAUCAUUCUCUUAAUGGUGGUGUUUGGACAGUUCAAUCCCAGCGACUACAGCGCCGAUGGAGAGCAUCUCCCUGACAUUACUCACCAGUCUGUCAAAAUAGCUAAAAGCUGAGACAUCAUGGACAUCCUGAAAUCACUGGGACAUCCGGAGGAGAUAAUCAACCUGUUUAAAUUUAAGAUGGGAGGAUGCAGAGCCGUCAUGCCAAAGUUGGAUUAUGAGUCCAUGAGCGUCAGCCUGAGGACCUGUUACGUGUAUCUGAACCAGACCAGUCGGAGCUUUGCGGCUGUGAUCCAGGCGCUGGACGGAGAGCUGAGACAUGCGGUUUGCAUCUUCUACCUUGUUCUCCGUGCGCUGGACACAGUGGAAGACGACAUGACCAUCCCUCUGGAGAAAAAGGUGCCCAUGCUUAACAAUUUCCACACCUACCUGUACCAGGAGGAGUGGUGCUUCACCGAGAGUCAUGAGAAGGAUCGUCAAGUUCUGGAGGAUUUCCCCACGAUAUCACUUGAAUUUAGAAACCUUGCUCAGGAAUACAGAGACGUCAUCUCAGAUAUUUGCCACCGGAUGGGAGUCGGGAUGGCUGAAUUUCUGGAAAAGAAGGUGGGAUCCAUGAAAGAGUGGGACCAGUACUGCCACUACGUCGCUGGGCUCGUUGGUAUUGGUCUGUCCCGGCUCUUCUCAGCCUCCCAGCUGGAGGAUCCAGAGGUGGGACGGGACACAGAGCUGGCAAACUCAAUGGGCCUGUUCCUUCAGAAAACCAACAUCAUCCGGGACUAUCUUGAAGACACACAGGAGGGACGGGCCUUUUGGCCUAAAGAGGCAUGGAGCCAGUUUGCAAGUCGCCUGGAGGAUCUGGCCCAGCCUGAGAAGCUGGAGUCUGCUCUGUCCUGCCUCAACCUGCUGGUCACAGAUGCUCUGCGUCACGUCCCUGAUGUCAUUGCCUACCUGUCUCGGCUGCGCAACCAAAGCGUCUUCAAUUUCUGUGCCAUUCCUCAAGUGAUGGCCAUAGCUACCCUUUCAACAUGCUACAACAACCCCAUGGUGUUUCAGGGUGUGGUGAAGAUCAGAAAGGGCCAGGCUGUCACCCUCAUGAUGGAAGCCACCAACAUGAGCGCUGUGCAGACCAUCAUCGCCCAGUACAGCCAGGAGAUCUUACAGAAGGUCUCCCUCAAUGAUCCGUCGAGGGACAAGACGUUGCACAUCCUGGCUUUGAUCCAAGAGAAAUCGGCCCUCCCGCAGCCCGCCCUCAGCUCCAGGAACCACCACCUUUCUCCUGUGUACCUGUCAGCUGCCAUGCUGCUGGCUGCUCUGAGCUGGCAGUAUCUCAAUACUACAGCUGCCCCGGCGCAGAGCACCGGGGACAUGCAGUGACGCUUCCUGUAGCUCACAGACUGGAAAAUGCUGCUUCUCUCCCCUCUCUGGACUUUUAGUCCUGCUCCUUCUUUGGAAACCUGGGCAAUGUCUUCCCACAUUGGCUGUUAAAGAACCACAGACUGGCUGAACUUCGGGGUUCUUAUUUGCAGCAUGACCUCAAAAACGUUUUUGGUUUUGAUAUGUUCUCAUCCACCAUGCAUUUGCUGCAAAAGGUGAUUUUAGGAUUGUAGGGAACAGCCAUUGACCUUUAUGAAGCUUAGGUUGAAUUCUGUCUGAACCUUUUAGCUGUAUAUAAUUAUGUUAUAAUCCCAAUUGUGAGAAACACUUGAAAGAAUGUUAACUUUUGCACUGUUUGAUCACAGACAGAUUCCAUUAACAGAUUUAGGUAAUUUUCUAUUUCAUUCAGUUUGGACUUUCUUCAGAAAUACAGAGGAAAUAUUUAUCUGCUAGUUACAUCACACAUGCAUUAAUAAAUGGGGAAAAAAAGGAAAAUAUAUUUUGAACAAAAGGAAUUUGUUAGCAAAGUGUCCUUAACAGCUUUGGUGAGUAGAAAGGCUAGCACUAAGUAACCUUGUACAGAACCAAAGGAGAGUUACAAGCAUUGCUAUGUAAUGUGACGUUUUCAUUUGUACAUAUUUGAGGAAAUAAAGAAAUGCAAUC